Molecule: messenger RNA, 5860 nt
Organism: Vombatus ursinus (common wombat)
Lineage: Eukaryota; Metazoa; Chordata; Mammalia; Diprotodontia; Vombatidae
Gene: PARP4
Product: poly(ADP-ribose) polymerase family member 4
Exons: 36
Coding region: 149-5446 (1765 amino acids)
Molecular function (GO): NAD+ poly-ADP-ribosyltransferase activity
Source: RefSeq, a predicted model, not a curated record
UUUCUGGGAGAGGAAAGGAAGUGUUUCUGAGCCUCUGGGCGUUUUCUUUCGAUUUGGAGGUUGUCUUUUUCUUGUUCGGUAGCACAGCCUAGGAUCUGGAACCAGAAGUCUUGAAUCUAGUGGCACAAAUCCCUCUGCCAGGAUAACCAUGGGAAUAUUUACAAAGUACAGAUUCUAUUUGAAAGACGACAGCUUACAGUACAUGCAGAAGAAAUUCCUAAGAGCUAAUAUUAAGAAAAACAAUGGAAAUGUUUCCUCUGUACUAACCCGUAAGUGCACACAUGUCAUCUUAGAUAAUGAUGCCAUCCUGAGUUCUGGUGAGCUGAGUACUGUCCAGAAGUAUCAUAUCUCCAUCGCAAACAUAGAUUUUUUGUGGGACUGCAUCAAACAAGGAAAACUCUUAAGUGUUGAGAAUUACAAAUGCAAUGAAUCAUCAGGAGUCACUCCACCUCCUUUUGAAAGAUCUAGCAGUUCCAGAAUGGACAAGGAUGACUUGCACAGUGCCACAGAGAAGAAUGAAAAGAUUGUGGAACACAAUAAAUUUUGUACAGAAGAUGACAAUAUCCCUCAUGUUCCUCAAGAUUUUGAAGUUGCAAAGUAUAGCUUCUUGGAAAAAAUUAAGUCAGAGGGAGAGAAGGAAGUUGUGGUGGUGGAAUUGCAGUGCUUCCAAGAAAAUCCUGACUUUUCUUUUCUUGUAGCUGCGAAUCUGCUGCUGCCAGGAGGAGUUAAGACUAGAAGACAUUUAUCUAGAAAAAAUACAUCUGAAGAUGCAGUUGAAUACUAUGAGAAUUAUAUUGAAGAACUGAAGAAACAAGGAUUUCUGCCAUCAGAAAGUUGUCCACCUGAAGCAAACCUACUAGCAUCUGAGAAGUUACAAGCAUUGCUGUUGGAAGAUGUGUUAAAUGGAGAUACUAUAAGUGAGGAAGUGAGUACCUUAGUGGAGUUGAUUUGGGUGGAAGCUCUUGGCCACUUGGAGAACAUUCUUCUCAAGCCAGCAAAUAGCAUCAGCCUAAAUGAUGUGAGCAAAGCUGAGGGAAUUCUACUUCAAGUUAAGGCAGCAUUAAACAAAGGAGAAACAACAGAAGAGUUAAGAAAGCUGAUGUCAGAAUUCUACCGACUUAUACCUCACAGAAGUACAGAAGAUGAAGUUAACCGAAGACUGUUAUCUAAGAAAGAAGAUCUCUGCCAGCUCAUAAGAGAUGUGGUUAAUGUCAGUGAAGCAAAUCUCUCAAGACCUAACCCACCUUCUCUUGCCAAAUAUCGAGCUCUGAGAUGCAAAAUUGAGCAUGUUGAUGAGAACACUAGAGAGUUUUCCAAGGUUAAAGAAGAGGUAUUGCAAAAAAAUUAUGGGAAGAAUCCAGUGGACAUCUUAAAUGUAUAUCAAAUUGGCAGAGUUAAUGAAACUGUGGAAUUUCAAAGCAAGCUUGGCAAUGUGCAGUCCUUACUACAUGGAACACUUGGGAGAAAUAUUGUUGGAAUUCUUUCCCGGGGAUUGCUAUUACCCAAAAGAUUGGUUGAAGAUCAUGGAAUAGAAAGAACAGAUUUUGGAAAUCUUGGUAGUGGAAUAUACUUCAGUGAUUCUCUCAGUGCAAGCAUUAAGUAUUCAACAUCAAAUAAAACAAAUGGCACUAGAUUCCUGGUUGUUUGUGAUGUCGCCCUUGGAUCCUGUAUGAAUUUGUACAAGAGAGAUUUCUCAUUAACUGAGCCACCACCAAGUUACGACAGUGUGCAUGGAAUUCGGAGAACAGAACACAUCAUCUCAGACUUCGAGGAUGAUGAAUUUGUUGUAUACAAAACCAGUCAGGUUAAAAUGAAAUACCUUGUUAACUUUUGUGUGCGUGGAGACCAAGUAAAGGACUUUUGUCCUUGUGUUGAUACUGAGUGGGAGGAAAAUAGACCUGAGUUUUUAAAUGAUCAUUCACAACUUAAAGAUUAUGUGUUACCAGAUACUGACCCUUUUGUCAACAUAAAAGCUGGCCUUCAGGAUCUCUCUGGGAUUCAAAUCCCUCUCGAAGAGAUUCAUAUCAAGGGAAGAAUAAUGGACUUCAUAGCCCAGAUCAUUGUUUUCCAAGCAUAUACCAAUAAGAGUCAUCUGCCUAUUGAAACAAAGUAUGUCUUUCCCUUGGACGACAAAGCAGCUGUGUGUGGAUUUGAAGCUUUCAUCAAUGGCAAGCAUAUAGUAGGAGAGGUCAAGGAGAAGGAAGAAGCUCAUAAGGAGUACAGGAAGGCCAUCAGUGAAGGCCACGGAGCUUACUUGAUGGAUCAGGACAGUCCUGAUGUCUUUACUGUGAGCAUUGGAAACUUACCACCACAGGCCAAAGUUCUUAUCAAAAUUACUUAUAUCACUGAGCUCAGUUUUCAUCAUGGAUAUGCUAACUUCUUCAUGCCUGCUACUGUAGCACCGUGGCAACAGGAUAAAGCUUUAUAUGAAAAUUUGCAGGAUGCAGUGAAGAAAAUUUAUACUAAAGAAGUAGGAAUGCAGCAACGAUUCUCUUUAAGUAUAUCAAUUGAGAUGCCACAUAUAAUUGAGUUAAUUACCAGUGAUACACAUAAACUCAAAGUAAAGAAAACAGACUGCAAGGCUGUAAUCAGCACUUUGGAUAACAGUUCCUUAGACAGCAAAGGCUUCUCCCUCCAGAUCCAUAUAGGAGAGGCUUACCUCCCAAGAAUGUGGGUUGAAAAGCACCCAGACAAGGAAAGUGAGGCCUGCAUGCUUGUGUUCCAUCCAGAUUUCAGUUCUGUCCUACCUGAAAAGGCCCAUACUAGUGAAGUUAUUAUUUGUCUGGAUUGCUCCAAUUCUAUGGAGGGCUCAGAAUUACUGCAAGCAAAGCAAAUUGCCUUACAUGUCCUGUCUCUUGUCCAUGAGGGGCAAAAAGUAAACAUUAUCAAGUUUGGCACAAGUUAUACUGAAUUAUUUUCAUAUCCUAAGUACUCCACAAGCAGUCUUCAACUGACAGAGUUCAUUAUGUCUGCUACACCUACCAUGGGAAAUACUGACUUCUGGAAAACGCUGCGCUUUUUAAAUUUACUUUACCCUUCUCAAGGGAUGCGAAACAUACUUCUUCUAUCUGAUGGGCAUAUUCAGAAUGAGAGCCUGACGUUGCAGAUUGUAAAAAGAAAUGUUAGACACACCCGCUUAUUUACGUGUGGCAUUGGGUCCACGGCAAAUCGUCAUAUCCUGAGGGCUUUGUCCCAGUAUGGUGCUGGAGCAUUUGAAUACUUUAAUACAAAAUCUAAAUAUAAUUGGAAAAAACAGAUUGAAGACCAGAUGACAAGAAUAUUUUCUCUAGGAUGCAGCUCCGUGUCUGUUAAAUGGCAACAGCUGAAUCUAAAUUCACCAGCGCCCAUGCAGGCUCCCACACAAAUCCAGGCCUUGUUCAGCAAUGAUAGAUUGCUUGUGUAUGGAUUUGUUCCUCAUUGUACACAAGCCAUCCUAAAUGCUUUAAUUGAAGAGAGAGAAUUUCACACAAUGGUAUCAACUACUGAACUACAGAAAACAACUGGAACUAUGCUUCACAAGCUAACAGCUAGAGCUCUCAUUAGAGAUUAUGAAGAUGGAAUACUCCAUGAAGAUGAAACAAAACAUGAGAUGAAGAAGCAAAUUUUGAAGUCUCUGAUUAUUAAACUCAGCAAGGAGAACUCUAUUAUAACACAAUUUACAAGUUUUGUGGCAGUUGAAAAAAGGGAUGGCAAUAAAUCACUGGAUCCCUAUACUCCAAAUAUUUUGGAACUUAUCACCACAGAAGACAUAGACUUUCUGCCAUACAUGGAUUGGGAGGUGGAACAGCCAGAGGAUGCAAUGAUGAUCGUUAAGCGAAAAUGUAUCAAAAAAAAGAAGCUGAAACAUUUUACAACUCCCAAUGAAGAUCCAGCUGAUUUUAAGUUAGGUUCAGGGAAUGCUACUUUUUCAGACAUUACUUCUCCUGUGAAGAAAUAUUCAGCAUCGCUUCACUUCCAUGGCAGUCCAGAAAAAAAGAUUGGACUAUUCUCACACAUAGCUGAGGACUUAGAAUUGGAUUUGGCUAUGGAGGGAAUCUGUUCUGCUCCAUUUCCUUCCCAUGAUGCAUUACCAAAAACAUCAGCAGAAAAUCUCCUUCUUGCUUCUGACCAGUAUGACCAUGCCAAGGCAUUAGAUCUAACUAAGAAAGAUUCAGAUGUGACAUUUUUAUUUAAUAAACAAAAACUGGAUUGGGAGGGUACAAACCCUUUCACUCUUUGCUCUUCAAUUCCUCCUCCUUCCCCUCCUCUUUCUCUGGUUAGUUUCCAGUCCCUUUCCAGUUCCUCCUUUUCCCAUCCUUUUUCAGGCUUUGGCUCUCCUUGUGGUACCUUCACUACUUCUAGUUUUCUUCCUGCAAACUCUCCUUUUCCUCCUCCUCUACUCCAGGGUUCAGGGAACAUUUUCGUCCCUCCUUUAUCUUGUCCUAUUCUUGCACGUCCACCUCCUGCUCCAUUUUCAUACUCUUCUCUUCCUCCUCCUCCUCCUCCUCCUCCUCGUCCUUCUCUUCCUUCUCUUCCUCCUCCUCCUCCUCCUCGUCUUCCUCCUCCUCCUCCUCCUCCUCCUCCUCCUCUUCUUUUUCGUUCUGCCCAGUUUCUUUCUAGGUCUCAGUUAGACUCACCUAAGAUUCGAAAAUCUAGGGGAUUGAGUGAAUCAUUUUUAAAAGUUCAGGAAAGGUCUGCCUCCCCUCCAGAUGUUGAUUAUGGAAGCUCAUCAUUAUUUGGGAAGAAAAUACAAGGGCUUGCAUCAAGUCAUGGACAUGUUUUUGGAGAGGAAAAUGAUGAACAACUGUUAUGGUCCCAUGAGUGGACAUCUUCUGCAUCCAGUGAUACUAGAUCAGAAGCAGAGUCUUCAGGUUUUUCAUUUGCAGUGAGGUGUUGCAAAGUACAGAAUGCUACUCCAUCAAUUGCUGAGACACAAAAACACCAGACUGAUAUGACCCACAGAGAAAGUUGGUUGAGUGGUAUUAAAGAGAAUUUGGUGUUUUGGACUCAAGUUUUUAGGCUUCAGAGUGAGGAGGGCUUUUGGAAACUUAACCUUGAACUUGGACUGAUUUUAAAUCUGAAUGUGAAUAAUUUAAACAUCUUUCUUGUGCAAAAAGGCAUCCAAUCCCUAGGUUCCAAAGGAAAAGAAGAUGUAUUACAGCUGGUUGCCACAUUUCUGGUGCUACAGCUCAUUCGAGCUAACCUGGAGCUAGAAGGGAUAGCCGUCAAGUCACUGAUGAAAUUAGAUGACUCAGCUGCUUACGGAUCCUGUGACAGGUACUGGAGUUUUGAUUCAGUAAAGAAAGCAGUGGAAUGGGUAAGAAGAACCGAAGCACAAUAUCCUUCUCUUUGCUCUCGGCUUGAGUUGGGCAAAGACUGGGACUCUGCCACUAAGCAGCUGUUGGGAAUUCAGCCAAUAAGUACCAGAUCUCCUCUUCACAAAGCACUUAAUUGCAGUCAAGGCUAAAGCUUCAAAUUGUAUUUGAAGGUUUUUUCUGUUUGAGUAUGUAAAGUCUUUACUUUGAAUAAAAAGUUACUAAAUUAUGAUUCUAUUCAGCUUAUAAGUCAGGCAUUUGAAAAUCAGAUAAAACAAGCUACUUCAUAAUAAGCAAAUGUUAUCUGUUGCAGUAUAAAAAAGAAUAAUUAUGAUAUAGAAAAUUUAGUGUUUAACUUUGAUAUUUUGAUGUGAUUAAUUCUUUGUUUUGAGUACUUAAAUGCUUAAUCUUAACACAUAAACAUUUCAUAUUGUUAUUAAGUUCAUCUAAAGGAAAUCAUUGUUUUCUGAGUUAGAAAAGGAAUAUUGAGUAUAUCAUAUUUAGGACUAGGAACCAGAAAAUAAAAAUAUUCAUCCUAUGUGCACAAAUUCAAUGAAUAUAAUAAA